Messenger RNA from Aspergillus heteromorphus CBS 117.55, 3207 nucleotides. It is a transcript of the gene bro1, whose product is annotated as putative signal transduction protein BroA. The record is from RefSeq and is a predicted model, not a curated record. The transcript has 3 exons. Gene Ontology annotation, biological process: protein transport to vacuole involved in ubiquitin-dependent protein catabolic process via the multivesicular body sorting pathway. Gene Ontology annotation, cellular component: endosome. Gene Ontology annotation, molecular function: protein binding. The coding region runs from base 142 to 3132 and encodes 996 amino acids. NCBI's taxonomy places the organism in Eukaryota, Fungi, Ascomycota, Eurotiomycetes, Eurotiales, Aspergillaceae.
CCACAGUGCCCUCCCGAAAACCUCCCCUCCCCCCAUUGCGACUUCGACCUCGCCCUACCUGCUCGUGCUCCCCUGCUCCAACUCGGGCCCGCUGUCUCUCCGCCUUUGGAUGGGAGCUCCCCGCUCCUCCCGAACACCACCAUGGCCGAAUCGCCCAUGAUCUCGUGUCCGCUCAAGCAGACCAACGAAAUAGACUGGAUCCGACCCCUCAAGGAUUUCAUCCGUCAGAGUUACGGUGAAGACCCCGACCGCUACAGCUCAGAAUGCGCCACCCUCAACCGCUUGCGCCAGGACAUGAGGGGCGCGGGGAAGGACAGUGCGACGGGUCGCGACUUACUGUAUCGGUAUUAUGGACAACUAGAGCUCCUGGACCUGAGGUUUCCGGUGGAUGAAAACCAUAUUAAGAUCUCUUUCACCUGGUACGAUGCCUUUACCCAGAAAGCCACCUCUCAAUACUCCCUGGCGUUCGAGAAAGCUUCGAUCAUCUUCAACAUCUCCGCUGUUCUUUCGUGCCAUGCAGCCAAUCAGAACCGUGCCGAUGAUACCGGUCUCAAGACUGCCUAUCACUCCUUCCAGGCCUCUGCGGGCAUGUUCACCUAUAUCAACGAGAACUUCCUCCAUGCGCCAUCGACCGACUUGAACCGGGACACCGUGAAAGCCCUGAUUCAUAUCACCCUGGCCCAGGGCCAGGAAGUAUUCUUGGAGAAACAGAUUGCGGAUAAUAAGAAGGCUGGGCUGCUAGCGAAACUCGCUAGCCAGGCCGCCUAUCUGUAUGCCCAGGCUGCUGAAGGAAUGCUAGAGUUCGCAAAGGGUAUCUUUGACAAGGUGUGGACGAUCGUCGUGCAGGCUAAGGCGGCGCACAUGACUUCCGUGGCAUCCUACUACCAGGCUCUGGCAGACAGCGAAACCGGAUCGCAUGGCGUGGCUAUCGCUCGGCUGCAGCUGGCGGAGAAGAACUCGACAGCAGCCCUCGGAUGGGCCAAGUCUUUCCCAUCGUCGGUCUCUCCCAAUGCAAACCUCAGCUCUGAAGCCGGCACCAACCUGCUUGAUCUUAUCAAGUAUCACCUUGCGAAUGUUCAAGCGAAGCUCACCGUGUUCAAGAAGGACAACGACUUCAUCUAUCACCAACCUAUCCCGAGCGAGGCCGGUUUGUCGGCCGUCGCCAAGCUACCCGCUGCCAAGGCCAUUCCUGUCAGUGAACUCUACCAGGGUCAGGAUAUCCAGCGCAUCAUCGGCCCCGAUAUCUUCCAGAAACUCGUUCCGAUGUCCGUCACGGAAACGGCCAGUCUUUACGACGAAGAGAAAGCCAAGCUAAUCCGAGCGGAAACGGAGAAAGUCGAAACGGCGAACGGAGAAAUGGCUGCGAGCCUGGAUUACCUGAAGCUUCCCGGUAGCCUCAACAUCCUCAAGGGUGGGAUGGACCAGGAGAUGACAGUGGAUGAUGAGUUCCGACGCUGGUGCCAGGAGCUGGCGGGCCAUCAACCGUUCACCAAGGCAUUCGAUGGCCUGCAGGAUCGCAAGGCGGAGACAUUGGCUCAAUUGGACCAAUGUUCAAAGCAACUAGACCUAGAGGAAAGCGUAUGCGAGAAGAUGCGCUCAAAGUAUGGAGUGGAGUGGAGUCAGCAACCCAGCGCUAGGCUGAACACCACGCUCCGUGGCGAUAUCCGGACAUACCGGGACACCAUCAACGAAGCCAGUGCUAGUGACUCUCAACUCUUGUCCACUCUCCGGCAAUAUGAGGCGGACUUCGACGAAAUGCGAUCUGCGGGCGAGACAGAAGAAGCCGAGGUUCUCUUCCAGCGCGCAAUGAUCAAAGCUGGAUCCAAGCAUGGCAAGAGCAAGAGCGGGCUUGCUAGCCCAUACGCUUCAGCGCCGGAAGGAAACCUAAUUGACGACGUCUACGAUGAUGGAAGCGCCUCGGUAUCGGAGCAGAUCGGGAAAGUUGAAUCCAUCCUGAAGAAGUUGAACCUGGUCAAGAGGGAACGAGCCCAGGUGUUGAAGGACCUCAAGGAAAAGGUCCACAACGAUGACAUCUCCAACGUGUUGAUCCUGAACAAAAAGACCAUCGCCGGACAGGAAAACCAGCUCUUCGAAGCUGAGCUGGAGAAGUUCCGUCCUCAUCAGAACCGACUGCUCCAGGCCAACCACAAGCAAGCCUCGCUGAUGAAAGAACUCACCAAAAUCUACGGCGACCUGCUGCAGGACAAACGAGUGCGUGCCGAGCAAUCCAAGUAUGAAAGCAUCACCCGCCAACGCAACACUGUGAUGUCCCGAUACAAAAAGAUCCAUGACGCCUUCAACGGCCUAUUGUCGGGAACCGUUCAGGCCCAAACCUUCUACACCGAGAUGGCCGAGACCGUUGAAAGCCUGAAAAAGAACGUUGAGACCUUCAUCAACAACCGACGGUCCGAAGGAGCCCAGCUUCUCGGCCAAAUCGAGCGGGACAAGGCAAGCAAUGUUUCGGAGCAGGAAGACCGUGAGCGGGAAAAGCUGCGGCUUCUGAUGGAGCGCCUGUCCACCGAACCAAAGACCUCAACCACUCCCUCCGCACCCACAGCUCCUUCCAAGGCUAAGUCACCUCCCCCCGCCAUCCAGACGCCCGCAUAUCCCAACCCGGCCCUCUCCUCCCCGAAGAUGUCGCCGCACUUCCCUCCGGGACAGUCGCAUAGCGUCCCGCUCUCGCACUCCCCAGCUCCCUACGGGCAGUACAUGACCCACGGCACGGGCGUCUCCUACCUCCCCAGCCAGCCCUUCCAACAAGGCGCCGCGGCGCCUCUCGGGGAGGGCUACAAUCCCAUGGCCUACCCCGUGCCCCCAUCCGUCUCCCCUCCCCCAAACCAACAAUUCUAUUCCUCCACCCCAGCCCCAUACAGCUACUCCGGUCCCACCCCGCCAGCUGCCCCAUCCUCCUUCAUGCUCCAGGGCUACGUCCCGCCUCCUCCGCCGCCCGCCCCCAGCAAACCACCUACGCCCAUCCACGGGCCCAUACCCGUCCGGUCCCGGAGGCUACGCUCAAGCCCGACCAUACGGCUCAAGCCAGCACCACAAGGUGCACUCGCAGUCGUCGCAGUCCCAGGGCCAGGCAGGGGGUCCUCCGCCGAUCCCUGGGCGGGUCUGAACGCAUGGAAAUGAAAUCAAGGACAUGAGAGAAGUAUGAUAGACUUACUUAACGGAACGGGAUGAUUUGCAUUUUGGCGUUUUUUCCCC